GUAUUCACGUCAUUACUACGUCAACUUCAAGACCGGCAAAACGAAUAAUACACACUGUUCUUGCGAAUUUCGAUAGUCUUUCUCAUCUAUAAUCGUCUUAUUAUUUGAGGUUAAUUCUUCAAUACUGCAGUUUCAAAAACAGAAAAUGAGAUUCAGAGGGCAGUUUUUGUUGCUCACAUUAGCUCUUGUAGCACUAGCUGUGGCCAAGGAAGAGAAAGAGAAGAACAAGGAUGUUGGAACUGUAAUUGGAAUUGAUUUGGGAACUACCUAUUCUUGUGUGGGAGUAUUCAAAAAUGGCCGUGUUGAAAUCAUCCCCAAUGACCAAGGCAACCGUAUUACCCCCUCUUAUGUUGCUUUCACUGCUGACAAUGAACGUCUAAUUGGUGAUGCUGCCAAGAAUCAGCUUACCACCAACCCUGAGAACACUGUUUUUGAUGCCAAGCGUCUCAUUGGUCGUGACUGGACUGACCACACUGUUCAGCAUGAUAUCAAGCUGCUCCCUUUCAAGGUGAUUGAGAAGAAUGCCAAGCCAUACAUCCAAGUUGAGACCUCUCAGGGAACCAAAGUUUUUGCCCCUGAAGAAAUCUCAGCCAUGGUUUUGGGCAAGAUGAAGGAAGUUGCUGAAGCCUACCUUGGAAAGAAAGUCACUCACGCUGUCGUUACCGUCCCCGCCUACUUCAAUGAUGCUCAGCGUCAGGCCACCAAGGAUGCUGGAGUCAUUGCCGGGCUCAACGUGAUGCGCAUCAUCAACGAACCAACUGCUGCCGCCAUUGCAUACGGUCUUGACAAGAAGGACGGAGAAAAGAACAUCUUGGUUUUCGAUUUGGGCGGCGGUACCUUCGAUGUAUCCUUAUUGACCAUCGACAAUGGUGUCUUCGAAGUCAUUGCAACAAAUGGUGAUACCCAUUUGGGAGGCGAAGAUUUUGAUCAAAGAGUUAUGGAGCAUUUCAUCAAAUUGUACAAAAAGAAGAAGGGCAAAGACAUCCGCAAAGACAACCGCGCUGUCCAGAAGCUUCGUCGUGAGGUUGAAAAGGCUAAGCGUGCUCUUUCCUCGGCUCACCAAGUCAGAAUUGAAAUCGAAAGCUUCUUCGAGGGUGAUGAUUUCUCUGAGACUCUUACCCGUGCCAAGUUCGAGGAAUUGAACAUGGAUCUCUUCCGCUCUACCAUGAAACCCGUCCAGAAAGUUUUGGAAGAUGCUGACAUGAAGAAGACCGACAUUGAUGAGAUUGUCUUGGUCGGUGGAUCCACUCGUAUCCCCAAGGUUCAACAGCUUGUCAAAGAGUUCUUCAAUGGCAAGGAACCCAGCCGAGGCAUCAACCCUGAUGAGGCCGUCGCUUAUGGCGCUGCCGUCCAAGCCGGAGUCUUGAGCGGCGAACAAGAUACUGGCGAGAUCGUUCUUCUCGAUGUCAACCCUUUGACUCUUGGCAUUGAAACUGUCGGUGGAGUCAUGACCAAGCUGAUCUCUCGUAACACUGUCAUUCCCACCAAGAAAUCUCAGAUCUUCUCUACAGCUGCCGACAACCAGCACACCGUCACAAUCCAGGUCUUCGAAGGCGAGCGCCCCAUGACUAAGGACAACCAUCUUCUUGGCAAAUUCGACUUGAACAACAUCCCCCCUGCUCCUCGUGGAGUUCCUCAGAUCGAAGUUACCUUCGAAAUUGACGCCAACGGUAUUUUGCAAGUGUCUGCUGAAGACAAGGGUACUGGAAACAAGGAGAAGAUCACUAUUACCAACGAUCAGAACCGUCUGACUCCCGAAGAUAUCGAACGCAUGAUCCACGAUGCAGAGAAGUUCGCCGAUGAAGACAAGAAGCUUAAGGAGCGCGUUGAAGCCCGUAACGAACUCGAGUCCUACGUCUAUUCCCUGAAAAAUCAGCUCGGCGACAAGGAGAAGCUUGGUGGCAAAUUGUCUGAUGCCGAGAAGGAGAAAAUCGAAAGCACCAUUGAUGAGAAGAUCAAGUGGUUGGAGAACAAUGCCGAGGCUGAGGCUGAAGACUUCAAGAGACAAAAGAAAGAUGCGGAAGAUAUUGUCCAACCCAUCAUUGCUAAACUUUAUCAAGGUGCUGGUGGCUCACAAUCUUCCAAAGACGAGGAAGCAGAUGACUCCACUAAGGAUGAGUUAUAAACUAAUUCACAAAAUUAAAUAAUUGCUACAAAACACUCUACUGAAAGCUCGAAUCGUUUUUCCAAUGCGUGCGAAGUUACGACGCGUCCUGCUUCGCAAUUCUCGAGUCUGUUUAUAGGAUAAAACAAUUAACUUAUCCCUUUUUUUAUUUUGUUAUUUUCAUUUUGCGUGAAUGAGAUGAAACAAAUUUCCGUCUGUUCUUGUGAGGUUUAUUUGGAGGGGUAAUACAUGAGUGAAUGUUCUUU
This is a messenger RNA of Daphnia carinata, 2370 nucleotides long. RefSeq names its product endoplasmic reticulum chaperone BiP (gene Hsc70-3). Gene Ontology annotation, cellular component: nucleus; membrane; cytoplasm. The coding region runs from base 146 to 2125 and encodes 659 amino acids. Gene Ontology annotation, molecular function: heat shock protein binding; ATP-dependent protein folding chaperone; ATP binding. The record is from RefSeq and is a predicted model, not a curated record. Lineage: Eukaryota; Metazoa; Arthropoda; Branchiopoda; Diplostraca; Daphniidae. Gene Ontology annotation, biological process: protein refolding; cellular response to unfolded protein; endoplasmic reticulum unfolded protein response. The transcript is spliced from 7 exons.